UCAGGCUUGUAUUAAAACCUGGAAUGGGAGAAACUGCUGGGCAAUAGCAGUCUUGUGUCCAUACCUGAAAAGCAUCUGAAGACCAGCAGCAACUGGUGAUGGGGCAGGAAUCAUAAUACUGAUACUCUUAUUUACAAAUAAUUAAAUGCUGGUGCCAAAAACCUGAAUAGUAAUGGAAGACACAGAUGAGCAGAGGAAUUUUACUCGGACUCAGAGGCUGAAAGCUGCUGUCCACUACACUACUGGCCUCUUGUGCCAAGAAGUGGCAGAAGACAAAGACAUGGAGUUCCGCAAGCAAACCAUAGCAGCCAUUGCGGAAACUACAUUCAGACAGUGUGAGAUUUUUGCCAGAGACCUUGAAGCAUUUGCAAGGCAUGCAAAGAGAACCACAGUAAAUGCUGAAGAUGUGAAACUCACUGCCAGGAGAAGCAACGCUUUGUUCAGUUUUAUCACGCAAAGGAGCGAGGAACUGGUUUCCAGUAACCAAGAACAGAAGGAGAAAAGAAAGAAGGCUGGUGGGAAAGCAAAAAAAAGAGUGAUGCUCCAUUGGAGUCUGGAAUGGAUGAAGGUGAGGACUCCAAUAUGGCUUAAAACCUCUCUGGUAUACGGUCAUACCCAACACAGUGGGCAGUGCCUGCAUUAUGACUGUCAUCAGCUAUCUGAACCCAACGUUCCAGCAUUUAGCAGAGGAGACAGUAUCUCAUGUCAUCUGCAAAGGAUAUUAUUGAUAGUAUAAACUGAAAAUAUGAACAUAACAGAACAUGUAUUUGAUAAUAUUAGGGUGAAUUGAAAGCAGCCUUAUUUCAAGAUUCUAAGCUUGGUAGAGUGUCUUUGUGAUAAAAUGACCACGAAGUGGAA
Messenger RNA from Polyodon spathula (Mississippi paddlefish), 858 nucleotides. Its product is annotated as centromere protein S-like. Gene Ontology annotation, biological process: replication fork processing; resolution of meiotic recombination intermediates. Bases 173 to 736 code for a protein of 187 amino acids. Gene Ontology annotation, molecular function: protein heterodimerization activity; chromatin binding. Lineage: Eukaryota; Metazoa; Chordata; Actinopteri; Acipenseriformes; Polyodontidae. The transcript is spliced from 5 exons. Gene Ontology annotation, cellular component: FANCM-MHF complex; Fanconi anaemia nuclear complex. The record is from RefSeq and is a predicted model, not a curated record.